Molecule: messenger RNA, 504 nt
Organism: Durusdinium trenchii
Lineage: Eukaryota; Dinophyceae; Suessiales; Symbiodiniaceae
Source: the annotation of a GenBank genome assembly
AUGUCGUCCCUGCUCCAAUGGUUGUCACCCGUGGCAAAGGAUGUCUUAUCCACAAGCGUGCAGCUUUUGCAAGGGAAGGUGCCUUCGCCCACCAAGAGCUUGUCUUCGGCAUUGCAACAGGCAGCGAAGCCUGAGGAUAGUUUUGGAUUGCUUUUAGAUCCUACGCUGCGCAAGGAGUUUGCGAGCGAGCUUGAACGAAGUGGCUUGAAGGAGAUUACCCCACAGUCCAGCCAGCAAUUGGUGGAGAUCUUUGGGCAGGUGCUUAGCAAGCAGUUGGAGGCCGUGAAAACCCAGGCGGCCCAGCUGGCGGCCAAGCUCCCGACCAAAGGUCCCUUGAGCUUCGAGCAAGUCUUGAAGGCUUUGAACCAGGAGGAAUUGCUGGGCAGGUUUGCUCCUUCACUCGUGGCCGGCGCAGAGGGAUCUAUUGCCUCCGAUUGCAAAGACAGAUCCCAAAAGUCGACCAGAACCCCGGGGUGGAAACUCAGGGGCGAACAAAGCUUCUAG